UGGUAAAUUUGUUGCGACCUAGAAAAGCAAUUUUCGAGAAAAAUCUGGCUGUAUCGUUUAUGGGUGAAGAUAUAGUCCAGACCCUUGGGAAACUAAGGGGUAAACCUGAACAAGGUAUCCAACAAAAAAUAGCCCAAUAUCAAAACCGAAUAGGGCAAAUGGAAACCGAGGAGAUAAGAGACUUUUUUGCUGAAUUAAGUCCAUUUAUCCAAGCCCACACCAAGGACGACAAAGCCCAACAAGCCGAAGCAGAUUUUCAAAAAGGCCGAGAUAAUUCGCUAACCAUUAAAAGUUUGCUCGCUGUAUUUAAUAGGCUAGUUGCUUUGAGCCAAACGGCCACCCAAGAAAAAGCCGAUUUAUUGAUUGAAUUAUUGGAGCCUUUUACUAUUAGUUAUAAUCCUAAUUCUCCAAGAGGAAAAAAGCAGUGGUACGGGGCAAGCAAUUUUGCGGAAUAUAACCUGGCUACGUAUGGAAAAAAUGUUUUUGGGGAAACAGUUCAAGCGUAUAUCGACCAGAACGAGCAGUUUGGGGGAAGAGGAAACGAAGUAAGAACCGUUUUGAAAAAAUUACGUGAAAUAAAAGUCGGAACAGUCCAAGCCGAGGAAAAUACUGCUAACCAAAACAAUAAUAACCAAACUAACGAAACUAACAAUAAUAGCGACCAGACAAACAAUAAUGACGCCCAACUAGCCGCUGAAAAUAAAGUAAAAACAAUUAUAAAAUCCGCUAAUGCGGCAUUAACCAGUAGUGAUUUAGGAGUAGUCGAAAAAGCCACCGCCGAAUUAAAUAAUUUAUGGUUCAGCAAUAACCAGCAAGAGCAAUUAAAAAAUUCUGGUCCCCAAGGAGAAAACAAUCAAAAAGAUGACCCAAUUCAACCGGACCGCGCCGCGGCUAUUACGGAAAUCGCUGAUAAACUGACCGAGAGGGGA
This is a messenger RNA of Racocetra fulgida, 929 nucleotides long. The record is from the annotation of a GenBank genome assembly. NCBI's taxonomy places the organism in Eukaryota, Fungi, Glomeromycota, Glomeromycetes, Diversisporales, Gigasporaceae.